Messenger RNA from Protopolystoma xenopodis, 693 nucleotides. NCBI's taxonomy places the organism in Eukaryota, Metazoa, Platyhelminthes, Monogenea, Polystomatidea, Polystomatidae. The record is from the annotation of a GenBank genome assembly.
CGUGAAAUUCGUCCCCUGCUCACUCCAAUUGUGGCCGAGCCUGGACAGUCAACCCCUUCGACUGGCCCAGAGACCCCAUCCAGCACCGCAACCUUUUCAUCUUCUCCAGCCGGCCUCUCAACAUCAGCCUCUGUUGCAUUCUACUACACUUCUACUCACUCAUCUUCUGCAGCCACGAUGUCCACUUUAAUGAUGAGUAUAUUUCAACGUGGACCGGCCUGUUUGAUCUGGCCCAGCCUGGCCGCCUGCCUUGUUCAGCUCGCGGCCUAUGCGGUGCACACUGCGGAGUCAAAGUCACCUCCGCUCCCUUCACUUUUGGCCGAUCUUGCCACCGACGACGGCGGUAGAACGGGCGAUCGAGCCACAGAUGAGGCCGUCAGACUCGUGGACAAUAGUCUAUUCACUUGGCAUGUGGCCUCAGACCGAUUUAUUAUUGAGGUGAUUUUGCUUCCAAAUUAUCGUUCUCUAUUCCGAUUUAGAGCCUAUGAUGCCCAUGUCCAUGCCCACGCACAUGCCAGUGCCUGGGAAUCUUCUUCUCGACAGGCUUCAGACUCACAACUCGAUUAUCCUCUUCCUCAUCCCCACCCACAGUGUGUCUCAUUCUCUGGGGACAUCUGUCUGGCUUAUGUCAUAACCGCUGGUGUGAGAAUGCACCGCUUCCUUUUUUCCCUUGAAUCGCGAAAAACACACUGA